Molecule: messenger RNA, 4658 nt
Organism: Anarrhichthys ocellatus (wolf-eel)
Lineage: Eukaryota; Metazoa; Chordata; Actinopteri; Perciformes; Anarhichadidae
Product: GDP-Man:Man(3)GlcNAc(2)-PP-Dol alpha-1,2-mannosyltransferase-like
Exons: 5
Coding region: 59-1741 (560 amino acids)
Biological process (GO): protein N-linked glycosylation; dolichol-linked oligosaccharide biosynthetic process
Cellular component (GO): endoplasmic reticulum membrane
Molecular function (GO): GDP-Man:Man(3)GlcNAc(2)-PP-Dol alpha-1,2-mannosyltransferase activity
Source: RefSeq, a predicted model, not a curated record
UUUGGCAUUACUUUUAUUUUAAAACGUGUUCGAAAUGAAUAAAUAAAUAAAUAGAUACAUGUCACGUGUCGAUGACGUGGCGGUAAACAAAGCGCGGAGCCAAUCGCAGAGAGGCAGCUCGGUCAGCCGACAGAAGCUUCCGGGAUUGUGUUGUGUUGUCAAAAUGGCAGAACACCAUCAUCAUCAUCACUUCUCUCUGUGCUUCUGCGAUUUAAUGAGGUUGUUGUGGUCCCUGGUCGUGCCCUGCGUCUACCUCAGCGUGGUCCUGACCCUCGUGCUGUUGCUGCUCCUGCUGGGGGUCCGACUGUGGCUGAAUGGCCGCCGCAAGGCCCGCGGGGCUCCGGACGGAGGCCCCGCGGUGGCUUUCUUCCACCCGUACUGCAACGCCGGAGGAGGCGGGGAGCGGGUCCUCUGGUGCUCCCUGAGGGCCCUCAUGAACCGAUACCCGAGCGUCUCCUUCGUGGUCUACACUGGAGACCAGGGAGUGACGGGCGAGCAGAUUCUGGAGGGAGCCCGACAGCGUUUCAACAUCACGCUGCCCCGACCGAUCACCUUCGUCUUCCUGCGACACCGCUCGCUGGUGGAGGCCAGUUCUUACCCGCACUUCACCCUGCUGGGUCAGAGCGGCGGCUCCAUGUUCCUCGGCUGGGAGGCGCUGACGGCCUUCGUCCCCGACCUGUACGUGGACUCGAUGGGCUACGCCUUCACCCUGCCCAUCUUCCGCUACCUGGGAGGCUGCAAGGUGGCAAGCUACGUCCACUAUCCCACCGUCAGCACCGACAUGCUGUCUGUGAUCAGAGAGAGGAACCCCAGGUUCAACAAUGCUGACUUCAUCUCCAGAAACCCCGUGCUGAGCGCAGUCAAGGUGGUGUACUAUUUCUGCUUCGCCCUGCUGUACGGCCUGGCCGGCUCCUGCAGCGACGUCAUCAUGGUGAACUCCACCUGGACGCUGGGACACAUACUGUCUCUGUGGCGCGCCCCGAGCCGCACCAGCAUCGUCUACCCUCCCUGCGACGUCAGGGCCUUCCUGGGCGUCCCGCUGGAGGAGGAUGAGGAGGAGGAUAAAGAGGAAGUGGAGGAGGGCUGGGAGGAGCUCGGACGGGAGCUGAGUAGUGAAGAGGAAGGAGUCGGGGACAGGAAGUGCCACUCCAUCGUGUCGGUGGGUCAGUUCCGACCAGAGAAGGACCACCGGCUGCAGAUUCGGGCGUUUCACAAACUGCUGGACAGGAAGAAGGAGGGGCCCGGGGGACGGGAGUCUCUGCGGCUGGUGCUGAUUGGUGGAUGCAGGAACCAGGAGGAUGAGGAGCGGGUGCUGAUGCUGCGGGGGCUCUGCCAGGAGCUGGACGUGGCCGACCGCGUCGACUUCAAACUCAAUGUGUCCUUCGAGGAGCUGAAGAGAGAGCUGGUGGACGCCACCAUCGGUCUGCACACCAUGUGGAACGAACACUUUGGUAUAGGUGUGGUGGAGUGUAUGGCUGCAGGCACCAUCGUCCUCGCUCAUAAGUCUGGAGGUCCAAAACUGGACAUCGUGGUGGCGUACGAAGGCGGACAGACGGGCUUCCUGGCCGACAGCGAGGACGGCUACGCCGCUGCCAUGGAAGCCAUCUUGGCGCUGUCUCCAUCGGCCAGACUGGAGAUCCGACACAAUGCCCGGCGCUCUGUGGAGCGAUUCUCCGACCAAGAAUUUGAGGCUUGUUUCAUCGCUGCCAUGGAGUCUCUGAUGUGUCAACUGGAGCGAUGAGGAGGACCAGACGAGGCCCGGUGUCCACCAGGGACCAGGACUUCAUAUUAAGUUAAUUCUGCUACCCAGAUAUAUGAGGGGGGAAACAGUGAGUCAUAUCUAAGUUUAAAACAAGCUAAGCUUCCGACGCUGUUACUAAAGUGUGACAUAGUGUCUCGUUCCUCAUUUAAAAUAAUAGUCGACAUUGUCAAGUUCCUGGUAGACACCCAGAGAUAAACUUGUCUGUCUUAUACGCUGCGAUGAAGCAAAAACAACAAAAAAAAACAUUUCCAGUGACUUUGCAUGUGUCAAACUCUCGACGACUGUUCACCAAACGGACAGAAACAUGGAGAAGAGAUGAAGCGUCUGUAAUGUUCGUAGUAACAAACGUCACUGUUGAAAUCCUCCCCGAACAGAAAACCGUAGCAGGGCUGAUCGCCGUAAUGUUCAUUUAUCAAAGUGACCCAGCCUGGAGAAGCGGAUGACAGAUGAAACAUAAAAGUCUCAUCGUAUUCACUAUUAAACCAUCAACGUCGAUGGGACGCUGGCUAACAGCUCAGAAAAAACUUUAAACCACAUUAUUCCAAGUGGGAAGUUACAUUUACAAGAGGAAAUGGAUUUUGGGAGUUUUUAUUAUCAUUAACGUCAUAUCGUUGUGAUAUUUGGUCCAGGACCUGUUGAGCCUAGUUUACCAGGCUGACAGCAGAGGGACACUGCUAGCAUGCGUAAAGUAAGAAAAUGUUUCUCUUCCAUCUGUUUCCUUACCAACACAUUUGAUCUUGUUCGCUAGCCAGCUUGUGUUUCUUCUCUUAUGAGUAUGCUACGCCUGCAGUUUGCCCCUUCUUCCCGUCUUUGUGCAAAGCCAAACACAUGCUGGACUUAUCUCAGUACUGGACGCACAGAUAUUCAACUUGUAUGAAUCUUCUCACCUGACUAUGAAGCAUAUUUCCCAAAAAUGUUCCUUUGAGGCGUUUGAUUAAAAUUGAGAGUAGUUACAUUCCAACCAGCUUUUUGUGCGACACCACUGAAGGCCGUAUGUGUUUGCUGGUGUGGAAGUGAGUUAUAUCGAGUUAUACUGGUGUGACUUUGAGUAUAGUUUAUUUAUGAUGAUGUUUUCCAAUUACUGACUGAUUCUUAAAUAGAUGUAAAGGGGUUUGCAAUGUUGUUUUUCCUCAAGAAGUUACCGAAAUGAAGACUUUUCUGUUUCUGAGCACAUCGAGGGAGCACUUCAAAAGUAAUGAUGGCCAAAUAUCUCUCGUUUAAAUAUUGUUUCACUUCCUGCAUUCCUGUUUGUAAUGAGUUCACGAAAAUAUUACACGUGUUGAAUAUUAAAAAUCUUUAUUUCAAAAAAGAAUUAUUACUAUUUAAGUAUGUCCAUGUUGAGAGGAUGAGAAAACUGAAACAAUACUGCAAUAAACGCAAUCGUCAAAACACUUCAUAGAAACUGUUUGUUUGUGCUGCCAGCCUGUGGCAAGAAACAGUAACGGCACAGCAAAGGUAAAACACUACUGCUGCUUAUUAGAGAAGAACAUCCAUUUAAUAACAGUGGCCAACUGUUGUGAAAAUUACUGAGCCUUUCCCUUGUUUUGUUAAAAAACAUUUGUGUUUUUAAAGAUUCAUGUCUUCAGUAGGAACCUAUUGGCACGGAGCUGAGAGCCGGGGCAGACAAGUAUUGAGAGACGGACGAACACAUUGUUACUUUUGGUCUUUUUUCGUGGGAUUUGUUGAAAGUAAGAACGAUAUAGAACGCCACCAGACUCACCCGAUAUAAAGUACAAAACAACGCAUGAAGAACCCUAACAACUGGGCGUUCAGACAUGCUGGACCUCAAUCUCUCUCUUUGUAUUCUGCACAAAACUAGUUCUUUCUGACUAAACGGUGGCAGGUGAAAACAUCAGAUCUGUGUGGAGCGAUGAGGCGACUUCCUCACAUUAAUACAUGACAAUAAAUGUCAAAUCUCCAUCAUGUUUUCCACCAUUUGAUCUUUGAGUAGAGCUCUUUUAAUUAAUGACCUCAUCUCAUUGUGUCCUCUUAAUUUUAAUGGCGCUGAACAGAUAAUUAGCUCCACAAGCUGCUUAUCUCCAUCAACCAAUGAACUCAUAUUCACACAGCAGUAGCGGAUGGAAAUGCAAAUUAAUUUGCCUUUACUUUUGCCAAUUCCCUGGAAAUUUUGUUAUAAUUUGCACUAAAUUUGGAUGCCUUGAUUUAUGUUCAGAGCCGCUAUAAACACUUUGAGACCUGGUUGGAUAAUUCAACGUUCAAACUAAUCUGUUUCAAGCUAACUGGGACCUUAAAAACUGAAUUAAUAGGACAAUGAAGGUGGAUGGUUAUAGGAGCCCUCAGAGAAAAUCUUACCAAAGCUUAUUAUUUGUCGAACAAACAAAUGCAUCUCCCCCAUAAAACAUAUGCAAAGCUGAAUUUGACAUGUUUUAGUUGCUGCUGUCUUGUUUUGACGUGCGAUCGUCUGAAUGCUCGGACUGACCGUCACAUUCUUCGGUCUCAGGCGAGACAAUGUCUGCACUGGAGUCUUCAACUUCCUGCUCGUUUUGUUGCGAGUGUGCAGCGCUCACUUCUCGUCCGACCUCAUUCUCGUUCAUCCCUUCCUCCACCGCUGCCCUCUCCUCUGUGAGCUCCGCCUCGUCCGAGCUCCCGUCCUCCAUCACAAACAGGUUCUUCAUGGAGUCGGCCACCGCCUCUCUCAGCUCGUCCUCCGACUCCUCAAAGUUGCUGAUGAGCAAAAAGGAAAUUAAAAUGAUCUCAUGCAGAGCAAAAAACAGUAUGUUGUUUGCUAACUCACACUUAUUAUACUAUAAUUAUAUUCAUAAAAAAUUAAGAGGUAAAGAGCAGCGAACAGAAAGCAGUGUUACUCACGUGUCGUCAUCGUCUGACCUCGGCUCCAGAUGAUCUUCAUCCAUCUCCACAUCAGAGUACUCCUCGU